Molecule: messenger RNA, 1615 nt
Organism: Ceratina calcarata
Lineage: Eukaryota; Metazoa; Arthropoda; Insecta; Hymenoptera; Apidae
Gene: Arr1
Product: arrestin 1
Exons: 1
Coding region: 56-1189 (377 amino acids)
Biological process (GO): signal transduction; G protein-coupled receptor internalization
Cellular component (GO): cytoplasm
Molecular function (GO): G protein-coupled receptor binding
Source: RefSeq, a predicted model, not a curated record
GACACCCUUUAGGAGCGACAGUCGGCGACAGUGGUGAUAAGGGACUUGAGCAAUCAUGGUGGUGAACUUCAAGGUGUUCAAAAAAUCCUCACCGAACGGCAAGAUCUCCUUGUACCUGGGCAAGAGAGAUUACAUUGACUACCUGUCCGGUAUCGAGCCGGUGGACAGCGUGAUCCUGUUGGACCAAGAUUACGUGGACACCGGUAGGAAGAUAUGGGGACAGCUGGUCUGCAGCUUUCGUUACGGCCGAGAAGAGGACGAGGUGAUGGGCCUGAACUUUCAAAAGGAUCUUUACCUGGUCUCCGAGCAAGUGUUCCCAGCGACCACGAAGAUGGAAGAUAAUUUGACCAAGCUGCAGGAACGGCUGCUCCGGAAAUUGGGGCCGAACGCAGUUCCGUUCACCUUCAAGUUCCCCCAGACUGCGCCGUCCAGCGUGACCUUGCAGCCGGCCGAAGACGAGACCGGAGAACCUUGCGGCGUGAGCUACUACGUGAAGAUCUACUCGGGCGAGGUGGAAUCGGAUAUUACCCACAAAAGGAGCACCGUCUCGAUGGGCAUCAGGAAGAUUCAAUACGCGCCUACGAAACAGGGUCGGCAACCGUGCACCGUGGUACGAAAGGACUUCCUGUUGAGUCCAGGGGAAUUGGAGCUGGAGGUGACUCUCGACAAGCAGCUGUACCACCACGGAGAGAGGAUAGCCGUGAACGUGUGCGUGAGGAACAACAGUAACAAGGUGGUGAAGAAGAUGAAGGCGCUGGUGCAACAGGGAAUCGACGUAGUGAUCUUCCAGAACGGGCAAUUCCGAACGGUGAUCGACGCGGUCGAGACGCAGGACGGCUGUCCGAUCAAUCCAGGCUCGAAUCUGACCAAGGUGCUCUAUUUGAAACCGGAACUAGAGAGCAAUAAACAUCGCAGGGGCAUCGCGUUGGACGGGAAAUUAAAGAGGGAGGAGGGCGAGCUGGCAUCGAGCACUCUCCUCCUCUCACCGGACGUUCGCGACUCCUUCGGCAUCGUAGUCUCGUAUGCGGUCAAGGUGAAGCUGUAUCUGGGUGCCCUCAGCGGAGAACUCUCAGCAGAGCUGCCGUUCAUCCUGAUGCGACCGAAGCCUGUGGACCGGAUCAGAGUGGUGAACGCGGACAACGUCGAGGUGGAGGACGUCCAGGAAGAGAAGAAACCUAUCAGCAGUUAGAGAACGACACUAGGCAACCGUUGGCUCGGGUUCAAUCGGAGGAACGACGUGACAAGGGUGUAAUAUCUCGGAAAAGCAAACGUUCCGUUGCUUUUUGUAUCAAACCCGUUUCGAUACAUGUAUUCCGAUACCAUGUUAAGAGGUCCAAGAGAUUUCGAACGGCAUUGAAAGAAUGAUGGCAAUAAAUUAUCUUGUAUAACCAGAAUAACUUACGUUUAGGAACGAGGGUGUAAUUCGUUAGAUAUUGGUCCAGCGUACCUGAAGUGGGUCAACGAUUCUAGGAAUCCGACGCUAUCGAUCACCGGAAGCUAGAUGAAAGUGAAUCGAACAACGUGACCGAAACACACUUCCUUCGCAUGUAGAUUACCCGUAGACGCAAUUGUGAAACUCGGUAGAAAUAAAAUGACGUGCACAUGCGAUAAAACA